Molecule: messenger RNA, 2451 nt
Organism: Lithohypha guttulata
Lineage: Eukaryota; Fungi; Ascomycota; Eurotiomycetes; Chaetothyriales; Trichomeriaceae
Gene: PFK1
Product: 6-phosphofructokinase, alpha subunit
Exons: 1
Coding region: 1-2451 (816 amino acids)
Biological process (GO): canonical glycolysis; fructose 1,6-bisphosphate metabolic process; fructose 6-phosphate metabolic process
Cellular component (GO): cytoplasm; 6-phosphofructokinase complex; mitochondrion
Molecular function (GO): ATP binding; monosaccharide binding; fructose-6-phosphate binding
Source: RefSeq, a predicted model, not a curated record
AUGGCCCCAACCCACGAAAUGAGCAAUGGGGUACCUCCACCACGAAAAAAGCGGAUUGGUGUAAUGACCAGUGGAGGUGACUCCCAAGGCAUGAAUGGGGUGGUGAGAUCCGUCGUACGCAUGUCUAUACACAUGGGUUGUGAGCCCUACGCUAUCUACGAAGGUUACGAUGGCUUAGUUCAAGGAGGAGAUCUGAUCAAGCAGAUGAAAUGGGACGACGUUCGAGGCUUUCUGUCCAGAGGAGGCACCCUGAUUGGCACAAAACGCUGUAUGGAAUUCUACGAACGCCCCGGUCGAUUGGUCGCUGCAAAGAACAUGAUUCUGAAAGGCAUAGACGCCCUCAUCAUCUGUGGUGGUGAUGGCAGUUUGACCGGUGCAGACAAGUUUCGCUCCGAAUGGCCAAGUCUGCUGCAAGAGCUGGUCGAAAAAGGAGACCUCACACAAGAAGCAAUCGAGCCAUACAAGCACCUCAAUAUCUGUGGCCUUGUCGGAUCGAUUGACAACGACAUGUCUGGUACAGACGCUACCAUUGGCUGCUUCUCUUCUCUCGAACGUAUCUGCGAAAUGGUUGAUGCAGUCUUCGAUACAGCUGCUUCACACAAGAGAGGCUUUGUCAUUGAGGUCAUGGGACGACACUGCGGUUGGCUGGCUUUGAUGGCGUCUAUUGCGACGGGCGCUGACUACGUCUUUAUUCCCGAGAAGCCACCUGCGCCAGGCUGGGAGGACGAAAUGUGCCAGAUAGUCACGAGCCACAGAGAAUGGGGCAAGCGAAGGACCAUCAUCAUCAUCUCCGAAGGAGCCCAGGAUACUGAACUGGAGAAAAUCACAGCAGACCAGGUGGUGAAAGUGCUCACAGAUAGACUCAAGCUUGACACCCGAAAGACUGUGCUCGGUCAUAUCCAGCGAGGUGGUCUCCCUUCAUACUACGACAGGUGGCUUUCAACGCUACAAGGUGUCGAAGCUGUCAAUGCAAUCCUCGACUCUACUCCCGACAAACCAACGCCGGUUAUCACGAUUCGCGAGAACAAAAUUGAGCGUUCGAACUUGGAAGAAUGUGUCAAGUUGACCAAAUCCGUUGCUACUGCGAUUAAGGAGAAAGAUUUCGAGAAGGCGAUGCACCUACGCGACGUGGAAUUUAAAGAGUACUUCAAUAGUUACAAACUGACAACAUCUACGGAAGAUCCUAGAAUGAAAUUACCAAAAGACAAGCAGAUGCGUAUCGCGAUUAUUCACGUUGGAGCUCCAGCAGGUGGCAUGAAUCCAGCAACAAGAGCUGCUGUUGCUUACUGCUUAUCGCGUGGCCACACACCAAUCGCGAUUCAUAACGGGUUUCCAGGUCUGCAACGCCAUCACGCCGAUAAGCCUCUUGGUUCAGUACGGAAUGUCUCAUGGCUGGAUGUCGAUCCUUGGGUCAACGAAGGUGGCUCAGAGUUGGGUACCAACAGAGGUCUUCCUGCUGACGAUAUUGCUACUACUGCUCAUUGCUUCGAGUUGUACAAGUUUGACGCACUCUUCCUAAUCGGUGGAUUCGAAGCUUUCACCGCCGCCAGCCAAAUCAGAAAGCACAGAGACAGCUAUCCAGCCCUUCGGAUACCACUAAUGGUACUUCCCGCUACAGUUUCCAACAAUGUUCCUGGAACUGAAUAUUCUUUGGGCAGUGAUACCUGUUUGAACACCUUAAUAGGAUUCUGCGAUGCAAUCAGACAAUCUGCUUCGGCCUCCAGACGACGUGUGUUUGUCAUAGAAACCCAAGGUGGAAAGUCUGGUUAUCUGGCUACAAUGGCUGGUCUGGCUAUUGGUGCGCUUGCUGUGUACAUCCCAGAGGAGGGUAUCAACGUUCACAUGCUAGCACGAGACAUCGAGUUUCUUCGUGAAAAUUUCAAGAACGAUAGGGGAGCCUCGAGGGCUGGAAAGAUCAUUCUCCGCAACGAACAGGCGAGUGAGACCUACACCACACAAGUGGUGGCGGACAUGAUCAAAGAAGAGGCUAGGGGUCGAUUUGAGUCAAAGGCAGCCGUGCCUGGUCACUAUCAGCAAGGUGGUAAGCCGUCACCGAUGGACCGUAUUCGUGCUCUACGAAUGUCCAUCAAGUGUAUGCAGUUCCUUGAGGACAACUUCGCUGGCAAAAGCAAGGACGAAAUCAUGGCUACCGAAGACUCUGCCGUGGUGAUCGGUAUCCAGGGAUCUCAGGUGCUCUUCACACCUAUAGGAGGAGAGAGUGGACUCGAAGCUAAGGAGACAGAUUGGAAAGCUCGACGUCCUCUCAACGAGUUCUGGCGACCGCUCAAGAGCACUGUCGACAUUCUCAGUGGACGACCCAAGGAUACAGAUUGCUGCACCGAAUGUGGCAAAGUGUUGUCUGGGGACAUCCCUCAGCCUCUUCCAGAUGUACUUGCAGCGACGAAGUCUUCGUUCGGACACCCGUUGACGGCGGUGUACUCGAAGGACUAG